AUGAAGGCACCAGAACGGGUGCCAGAUCCUUUAAAGCAGAAGUUUCUUCCUUGGGAUGGGAGCUUCGAGCUUGAAUACUCGAAACAUCUACGUACUCAAGAUGAUUCCGACUUAAAUGUUAAAUAUUUGAUGAAUUGUAUAGGCGAGUUCACAAACUUCGUCGCGUUCUAUGCCAAUAACAUCCUGGUGAUACGGAAAAUCCACGAUGGGGGGUUAGAGGCUCCAUUCAUCUUCGGUGAAGAUCUGAUGGUGCAAGAUGUAGAUUAUUUGCGAAGCACAGAUGAAGGAUUCGAGAUCGUUGUUGCCCUCAAUAGCACAAAGGUUGCAACUCACCCUCACUGUGUAGCCUUACUACGUUGGAGUGGUGCUCAGCUAAAGCUGCUUCGAAAACUGAAGAUUGAAGAGGAGGUGCGAUUUACUAGCUAA
This is a messenger RNA of Strongylus vulgaris, 426 nucleotides long. NCBI's taxonomy places the organism in Eukaryota, Metazoa, Nematoda, Chromadorea, Rhabditida, Strongylidae. The record is from the annotation of a GenBank genome assembly.